ACUACUACGGCAUCACCGACAAAUGUUGAACAAAAUGCAUCUCCGGUUACACCGGUGAUCGGAAGUACUACGGUUCCACCGGGUUCUCAACAACAGCAUCCACCCCCAUCGCCGCUAAGCGGUUGUUACCUUCUCGUUGUGCUUCCAGAACCUCAUACCGCGCAACAUACAGAUCUCAUUUUGAAUCGCCUCGCAAAAGGUUUCCUGUCGUGGGAUAAGGAUAGUUGUCACGUAGAUUUAGAAAAAGAAUUAUUGGCGUUGGUGGCGCAAGCUCCCGAAGGAGAAGAAGCUAGAAAUGGCGAACGACUGAUCCAAUACGCCACCGAGAACCUUGUCACGGAGGUUCUCAUUCAUCCGCAAACGAACACUUUAUUACAGUGUAUUCGUAAUCUUCUUGCAAGUUUCACGAAACAUCGACACAUUAUACACGCCGGCUAUACCUUUGGUGGAAAUGGUUCCUGGAUAUUGCAAGAUGGAACCUUUAGUCUCGCUGAUUUUCUAGACGCGUUCAGUGAACACGAAGUGCAAAGAGUUCUUCGCGCCUAUGAGAACAGUGUCACAGUAGAUAUUCAUUGCGCCGGAGUCGGCGAGUGGACUACGAGUCGACUGUCGAAAGAAGCCUGUACCAGAUCCUGUCGAGUUCGAGUAAAUCCCGAUGACGUCCUCACGGCGGGUGUGCCUGCCAUCACCAGUUUCACGAAUUAUGUUGGACAAUAUCUCGUUGCCCAGACAUUGGACCAGCUUAUGGAGCCGUCCGAUGUGGUGGGCAACAUUAGAUUUAGUCAUCCAACUUUGUACGUCUUCCCUGGCGGUCAAGGCGAUGCCGCACUUUUCGGCAUCAACGGUUUCAACAUGCUGGUGGACGGUGGUUUCGCCAGAAAGGCAUGUUUCUGGGACUUCACCAGACACUUGGACCGUCUCGACGCGGUUCUGGUUACAAGAAUAAACAACAGUAACGUGGGAGGCAUGUCUAGCGUUCUCCGAAAGAAGCGGGAGAUGCACGUAUAUCCUCAAAUUGGACACUUUUUCUGCAACCUAGUCGAGAGAAGACAAUCCAAUUCACCGGACGGGGACAAAGACAUCGAUCCUUUGAUCUUGAAUCUUACCGACAUCGGCCAAGAGAUGGUGGUCGAUCUUCGCCGCAUCAAUUUGAAGGCCCACCCCUGCUACAGGGAUCCGGAUCCUAUCAAUCUCUACCACAAAGUAGGCCACGGCACCCUGGACAUGUACGUUCUCAGCCCGAACAAGGACAGCCGCGAAGUAAGGGAAUUCAUGGCGAAAUGGCACUCGUCCGAUUCGAAACUGUUCGCGGGAUCUCACAGAAAAGACUCGAACAACGUAACUUUUCCCAUUCAAAAUCUCGUCUCGAUAUGCGCGCUUCUGGUCUGGCAACCGGCCAAUCCGGAGGACACGAUCACGAGAAUUCUGUUUCCCGGCAGCACGCCGCAGCAAAAGAUCUUCGAAGGUUUCGAACGUCUGAAACACUUGGAAUUCCUGAAACAUCCGGUCUGCUCGGCGAAGAGUCUCUCGCCGUCCGCGUCAUUGGCGACGCUUCGCGACAAACCGGCCAGACAAAAGUUCAGCCUGAUAGAGAAAGACGCGAAGAAGGCGAGCACCGAGGCGAAGAAAGAAAAGAAGGAACCGUCCGACGGGAAAGGAGUGAAGGGUGAAGAAAUAGGAAAGGGCGGUACACCGAUCAUCCCGACGAAGCCUCAAGCGAUAGCUGCGGCGACGGCUGCGGCCGAGGCGAAGAUGAGAAAAGCCGCAGCGGAGAGUAAGAAAUUAGAGGUUGAAGGAAAAGAAACUAAAGAGAGCAAAAAGAUGGAGAAAGAAUUGAAGGAAGCGAAGAAAGAGAAGCAGCAGGAGAAGUCAGAGGUAGAAAAGCCUGAGAAACGUGACGAGACCGGUAAACCGGAAACGGAGAAAACGACGGUUGCUCCGAAGGAGCCGAAACCGCCAAAGACAUCGAGGGUGGACUCGAGAAGGAGAGAAACAAAGGAUGCAAAGGGAGUAGCCGCACCGAAAGCUGCAAAGAUCGAUACCGCGCCGAAGCCUAAGCCGAUCGAGAGGAGGGCAAAGCAACCGACUAGCGCGGACAAGAAGGAUACCGGUCCGGCCGUGAAAUCCUCGCCGACCACCCCGAAGAAGGUGGUGAACGGCGCGGCAACGAAGACGGAGAUAACCAGAGGAGGCGUCGCGAAAGGGAAGCCGACGGUAGGUCAUAGACCCGUGACCGCGGCCCCGGCGAAGAGCACCAAGGACGCGAAUAACAGAAAAGUGGUGGAGCAGAAGAACAUAGAAAAAUCGGCGAUAAAAGAAGCCGCACCGGGGACGGCUGUGAGCGCGUUGAAAGCGACGGCAAAACCGAAACCGAUGGAUAGAAAAGGAGGUAUCAGUCGUCGGGGCAAGCCGGUCAGCCCGAGCAAAGCUCGCGUGCCCGGUAGCCCGGCGAAAUCGACUCGCAGCACGCCCACGGCUUCCGUCAAGUCCGACAAAGACGGCGUCGUUCGUAAAACGAAGGGCGACAGGGGCACGACCGAUUCGUCCACAGUGUCGACUCCCUCAGGAAUCGAAGCGGAAGCGGGAACGCGGCUCGUAGACAAGGGUCUGAUGGAAAAGUCGGAGGACAUUUCGUUGGAUUCGAUCGAGAGCAAAGUAUUGGCGGACCUGAAAGAGGAACGCGAAGUGGUGGAGGAGAUCGAGGCGGUUCUCCAGAAGGCGGAACGUAUCGAAGAAGGCGCGAGGAAGGACGAUCGUUUCGAGGGUGACGACGAAAUUACCGCGGAGGUAACCGAUAAAAAAGAGGAAGACAUCACCGAGGAGGAUGUAACCGCCGAGAUCGAGGACGCGCCGAAGAAGGACAGCCUCCGAAAAGGCAGUCAAGAAUUAACCGAAGAGGACGAAUACCUGAUUGUGGAAAAGGAGGAGGUGUACACGGAAGAUUCCGCGCAGAGCGGGGACGGUGAACAGAAGCACGUGUUGGACGAGGCCGAGUCGGAGAAGGUGAAAAUGUUGAAGGACAUGGAAACGGUGAAGGAGAAAGGUACGGAAGAAGAGGUCGAAGAGAAAGAAAAGGACGAAAGCGUGGAGAAGAAACUGAAAGUGAGGUCCAGAAAGGGUGCGGAAGAAGAGGAGGAGGAGGAAGAGGAAGCUGAGGAGGGUGAAGAGGAGGAGGAAGAAGAAGAGGAAGAGGAGGAGGAGGAAGAAGAGGAGGAAGAGGAGGAAGAAGAGGAGGAGGUUCACGAAGAAGAAAGGGAAGAAGAAGAGACUGCUGAACCUAUCGAUCUGUCGCCCGAUCGUCGCGAACGAUUGGAAGAAGAGAUGAAGAAGGACGCUAUCGUCGCGUCGCCGACAGACGCCGUACAACCGAGACACGAAGAAAGGGAGGAUUCUGUUAAGAGAGACAGCGAGGAUAUCACGAAGGAACCGUCCAGUUUGAGCCCGGACAAGUUCGAUUUAUCCGAGAAGAAGACCAGCGAUACCGAUUUGAAACCGGAAGCCGAUCAAAAGGAGCAAAUGCCAGAGAAGCUGGAGGAAUCGCAAGAACGCAUCUCGACCGUGGAAUCCGGUGCCACGACCACGGCGCCGACGCUCCCCGAAGACGAGCGUAUACCCAUGGACGAAAUAAAGGAGGACAUCGACGAGAAACACGUUAUCGAGGACGUGAAGGAGAAGGAGGCGCCGAUAAAAGCUAAAGAAGAAGAGAUCGCCGUGGCGGCCGUGACGACGAUCACCGGUGCUGUGGUCACUCCAACCCCAACUUCCGUCGGCCUCCCUACCGGAGUUGCCGUUUCCCGCACCGUCCCUACGGUCCCGGUUAAACCGGAUGUCCAACAGUUCGACGUCAGACAAGCCACGCAAAUGAUGCAACGCGACAUCGUCAAGACACCCGACGAAGUGGCCGACUUACCCGUUCACGAAGAGGUCGAUCCGAAAUUGUAUCGAAUGGAGGACUUCGAGAAAGAGAAAGAGGAGAAAGUAUCCCCGCCGAUACAGGAAGUCAAAGAGCCUCCCACGCCACCGAUCAAAGAGCAAAAGGGAGUGUUCAGCUUCUUCGGCAAGGUUGCCGAUAAAUUUGAAAAGGGUAUCGACAAGUUGACGAAGAAAUCGAAGAAGGAGCAGGACAAGGACACUGACGAUAAAUCUUCAUCCAAGUCCAGCUCGCCGAAGGAGGUGAAGGUGCAGGAGAAGACCCUUCUCGAAGAGGUCGACAUGGACAAAAUGUUCCCGAAAGUGACCAAGCCUGCCGAAAAGGUAGAAGCACCACCUGCUGAAAAAGAAACGAAGGUCGAUCUUAGAAAACCUUCGAUCGUCGAAGAAACUGCCUUGAAAAAGGAGGAGGUGAAACUCGAGGAAAAACCUGCCGUUGCAGUUCCCGAGGUUAAAGAAAAACCUGUCGUUGCAGUUCCCGAGGUUAAAGAAAAACCUGUAGAAGAACCAGUCAAGGAGGAGAAGGAAAUUAAACCCGUGCCUGAAUCUAAACCCGAAAUCGAACCCGAAAUUGUAUCGAAAACCGUACCCGAGUUGGAUCGCAAACCUGCACCCGCCACCGAGGAACUUGUAACAGGCGAAACAAAGGAUAUUGCUGUUGUCCCAGAAAAGAAGGAGAAAGAGAAGGAAAAAGAAAAAGAAAUAGAAAAGGAAGAAGAAGAGGUGGUCGAAGGAGUAGAAGAAGACACGGAGGAAAUAAAAGCAUUAUUGGAAGAAGCAUCAAAGAAAUUCAAGACAGUGAAGGAUAGCUUAAGAGAUUCUUUGGAGUCCUUGGAAGAGAAGAUCGUUGACGAGGAGCCUGAGGAGCACGCGGUUUCAGCUCCUCCAGUCAAGGACGUCGUUAAGGACACUUUGGAAGGAGUCGUGGAGAAACUGGAAGCGAUCAAGCCGCACAUUGAAACCGUAUCGACCGAGAGUAAAGAACCCGAGAAAGUAAAAUUCGACAUAGCAAAGGACGAAACUUUCGAAGCGGAACACGAAGUAAUAAGUCUGGUGACAGUCGCGGCCGAUGUUCCGGCUCCUGGUAUCCCGGUGAAGGACGUGAAGGAGGCGGUGCGCGAUGUCGGAGAGGUCCUCGCAGGAACCGCCGGUAUCGACAUCGAGGAGAAACCGAAAGAUGUCAUAGAAAUCGUGAAGAAGGUCGCCCAAGUAUUGAAAGAAGACGAUAUUCCGCUGGAAGUGUUGCUGGAAAAACCGGCAGCAAAAGAAAAAGAAAAGGAGAUCGUGAUCGAGAGCGAGGAUAAGAAACUCGCAGCGAUCGCGAUGCCAACCAAAGUCGGCGUUACCGAAGUAUUUCCCCAUCCGCAGGAAGAGAUCGAGGAGCUGGUCGAAGACAAGAUUGAGGUCGCGCCGUCGCCGGUUUCGAUCGAACCGCUUGAAGAACCUUGUGUAAAAUUAAGAAAAACCACGGAGGAGAUCCGCCCUCCGCCGGACGAGAAGGAGAAGGACGAGCGCGACGCGAAGCAGAUCUGCGAGGAGAUCCUGAAGGAAGAUUUGAAGAUUCCUGUAGGAAAAGAAGCUGCACCGCCGAGCAAGAAAGUCGAGCCUUUAAAAAUGGAUGUAAUGGAAGCUGGAAUAGAGGAUAUCUGCGUAAAGAAGCACACUGAAGCGGACGAAGAGGAGACUGUGAUCGGUUUCGAUCAGAAGCUUUCACCUGCGAAAGCGGAAAUCGUAACCGUUUCCGCAGGUUCUACACCAGCAUCCCCUAAAUUUAUCACCGAUAGAGAGAAACAAUUAGAGGGCCGCCGAAUGUCUGUUCAACUAGCGGCAGAAAUAAAAGCGAUCGUCGACAAAGCGGAUCGCACUGUGACAGAGAUCAUCGAGGAACUCGUCGUGAAAAAGAAGCGAAUCACGAUCGAGAUCAUCGAAUAUAUUAUCACGAUCAAACGAGUAUCACGGGAACGCAUAAUCUACAUGAUCCACGAGAUUAUCAUAAGAAAAGGACUUUCCGCGAAGGACGUUGUCGAGGAUGUUGAAAUGUUGAAGAUCGACGAAAAGUUGAUUUCGACGGAAUUGAGGAUGGACGUGGAAGAGCAUAUUUUCAACGAAUACAUUACAAAAGGAAUUCGUGUAAUCACCAUUCAAAUAAUCGAAGAAAUAUGCGUGAGAAUGAUCCUCUCCAGAACGAUCGUGAUUCGAAUCAUUCGGGAGAUCAUCUCGCGAAGGACGAUCGACAUUUCUGUUGCCCCGGACGUACCGCUGGAACCGGAAACAGAAACGAAACCAGAGAAGGAGGCAAGCCCGCCGUUGCCUGCUGAUGAGAAACUGGAAAAGGAACCAUCCCCGAAAUUGGAGGAAAAAGAAAAGGAGCCUUCACCAAAAUUGGAAGAAAAAGAAAAGGAACUUUCACCAAAAUUGGAGGAAAAAGAAAAGGAACCUUCUCCACAAUUAGAGGAAAAAGAAAAGGAACCUUCACCAAAAUUGGAAGAAAAGGAACCUUCUCCCAAACUGGAGGAAAAACAAAAGGAACCUUCCCCGAAAUUGGAAGAAAAAGAAAAGGAACCUUCACCAAAAUUGGAAGAAAAAGAAAAAGAACCCACCCCGAAAUUAGAAGAAAAAGAAAAGGAACCUUCUCCCAAAUUGGAGAAAAAAGAAAAAGAACCCUCACCGAAAUUAGAAGAAAAAGAAAAGGAACCUUCUCCCAAAUUGGAGGAAAAAGAAAAGGAACCCUCACCGAAAUUAGAAGAAAAAGAAAAGGAACCUUCUCCCAAAUUGGAGGAAAAAGAAAAAGAACCCUCACCGAAAUUAGAAGAAAAAGAAAAGGAACCUUCUCCAAAAUUGGAGGAAAAAGAAAAGGAACCCUCACCGAAAUUAGAAGAAAAAGAAAAGGAACCUUCUCCCAAAUUGGAGGAAAAAGAAAAGGAACCCUCACCAAAAUUAGAGGAAAAAGAAAAGGAACCUUCUCCAAAAUUGGAGGAAAAAGAAAAGGAACCGAACCAGGAAAAAGAAAAGGAACCUUCACCAAAAUUGGAAGAAAAAGAAAAGGAACCUUCACCAAAAUUAGAGGAAAAAGAAAAGGAACCCUCCCCGAAAUUGGAGGAUAAAGAAAAAGAACCUUCGCCGAAAUUGGAGGAAAAAGAAAAGGAACCUUCACCAAAAUUAGAGGAAAAAGAAAAAGAACCUUCCCCGAAAUUGGAGGAUAAAGAAAAAGAACCUUCGCCGAAAUUGGAGGAUAAAGAAAAGGAACCUUCUCCAAAACUGGAGGAAAAAGGAAAGGAACCUUCUCCAAAAUUAGAGGAAAAAGAGAAGGAACCUUCACCAAAAUUAGAGGAAAAAGAAAAGGAACCAUCACCGAAAUUAGAGGAAAAAGAAAAGGAACCUUCCCCGAAAUUGGAGGAAAAAGAAAAAGAACCUUCACCAAAACUAGAGGAAAAAGAAAAGGAACCAUCACCAAAAUUAGAGGAAAAAGAAAAGGAACCUUCCCCGAAAUUGGAGGAAAAAGGAAAGGAACCAUCACCAAAAUUAGAGGAUAAAGAAAAGGAACCAUCACCAAAAUUAGAGGAAAAAGAAAAGGAACCUUCCCCGAAAUUGGAGGAAAAAGGAAAGGAACCAUCACCAAAAUUAGAGGAUAAAGAAAAGGAACCUUCUCCAAAAUUAGAGGAAAAAGAAAAGGAGGAGGUUGAAGAGGAAGACGUAGAAGAAGACGGUUUUGUUCGCAUCGAAAGUAGAAGAGUUUCAAAAGACACGAUUUCCCAGUUGGACCAGAAACCGACAAAGGCACCUGCCGAUCGUCCGGAGCCGACUAAAGAAGUCGAAGAGAAACACGAUCGAGAGACUGAGAAAGAAGACGACUUCGAAGCGGUUGAGCAGGAGUUAAAAGUGCGCGAUGUACCAUCGAUCGUUUCCGACGAGAAGCGUGUAAUCGAUUCGUUGUCAGCUAAACCAGAUGAAUCCAGGGAACGAGAGGAAGCCGAGGAAGCCGUGGAAGAGGUUGGUGCCGACGUUAUCGAAGCUGAUGAAAAGUUCGUGCACGAGACAAAGGAGAAAGCGGAAAAGAAAGAUACAGGGAUCAUUGAAACGCGCAAAGAGGAAAUCAUUAGUGAAGAUAAGAAGUUGAAGGAUGUUGUCGCGAAAGCGGAAACACCAGCAGAAAUAGCGGAGUCUCUUGAUACCGUGGAGAAGUACUUGGAUGAAGCAAAAGAAAAGGAAGAGGAGCGAGUUGUUGGUAAAGUGGUUGAUAAGGAAAAACCAGAGGAAGUUAAAGUUGAACCUGAAGAGAAAAAAGAGGAUAUACCCGUUGGGAAACCUUCUGACCAAGUUGCAGCAAAGGAAGCAGCAAAACCAGAAGCACCUGUCGUCGCUGAAAAGGACAAGGAAAAAGAUAAACCAAAAGAAGAAAAAGCAGCACCGCUCGAGAAGGAAGCUGAAGUGAAGGAGGUACCAAAGGAUGUUCCAUUGACUAAAGCUGCCGAACCGAUCGUUGACGUUGAUCUUAAACCAAAAGAAGCUGUAAAAGAGAAGGAGGACGAAAAAGAGAAAAAGGAAGUUGAAAGUCCUGAAACAAAAAUCGAAAAAGAGAAAUCGAAAACUCCGUCGCCGGUUCGGGAAGAAGUAACCGAGCCUUCGAAGGAAUUACCCUCGCCAGCCACCACCCCCGCCACCAUCACUGCCAAAGAAACGCACGACGUCAAGGCGAAGCCCGAGGAAGACGCGGGAUUCGUUCGACGGAUGUUGGUGACAGCGAGCAGCGAGGACGGCGGACAAGAGACGGAAAUCUGCGCGACCGACAGCUCCGCGAUCAGCAAACCGAUCACCCCCGACGAUUCCUUGAAAGACACUUCGAUUAAAUCAACGCCCGAUAAAGAUUCUUUGAUUACCGAUAAAGAUUCGCUGCGUUCCGAAACGAGCAGUCCGGAGAAGGAUAGCAUCUCCGAGAAAUCGGCAGCAGAACUUAAAGAUGUUGGAAAAGUAACGCCCGAGGACAGCCUGGAAAAAUCACCGGUCGAUCGUUUCGAUUCCAGUUCCCACGAACUCGAAGACAGUUUGGAGAAGGCCGCAGUUGUUGAAAAACCGAAGGAACCGGAGAGCAUUCCCGUUUCCGUUUCCGUCAAGGAAGAGCUGCCUAAAUCUCCAAAGGAGGAAUUACCUAAAUCCCCAAAAGAGGAAUCGCAAUUGGAAGAGGCGAAGAAGAUCCCCGAAGUGACCCCGAAGACUGAAAAAGCGAUCGAAUCACCGAUCGCGGAGAAGGCGCCAGUCUCGGUCGAGAAACGCCUGAGCCUCGCCGAAAUGCUUGAUGCCGAAAUUCCCGCGGAGGAAAGGAAAACUUUGGACAUAGGAGUAGUAAAGUCACCGGAAUCGUUACGUUCGGAAGACGUAUCGCCGGCAGAGACGAUCUUCGAGAAAUCGCCAACGGACAAAAAAGAAACGACACAAAUUCUAGACGCGAUCCAAGACUUAGAACCAUCCGACGUAGUUGUUUCCACGACUGAAAAGUCGCCGAUCGAAGCAGCGAAGCCUGCAUCGAAAGAAGCGUCGCCUGAACGAGUCGAAGAAGAAAAAGUAAAAUCUCCUGUUGAGAAAAAAGAAGAGAAAGCAAUUGUUGAGACACCGCACGAGAAAAGUCCCGAAGCAGCUAAAGAUAAACCGCUGGCUAAAGAUGAGAAGGUGGAGGAAGGAGAAAAGGAAACGAUUGUCAUCGACAAAGAGAAACCCGAGGAGAAGGAUGCGAAGGUGGAGGAAAAGUCUCGUACUCCGAGCAUAACUGCACCAACUGCAUUAGAUUUGAAGGAAACAGUUGAAAAACAGCUGGAAAGCCCACCGAAGUCUGCUGUUGAGGCGAAGAUACCCGAAGUCGAUAAAGACAAAUCUCCGAGUAAAAUUGAAGAGAAAGUGGAGAAAGAAGAGGAAAAAGUAGAAACGAUAACAGACCUGAAAGCACCGAGACGCGAUUCGAAGUCGCCGAGUCCGGCGGAGUCGAUCGCCACGGAACCAAGGAAAUCCGUCACGGAAGAAUCAAAAUCUCCUAGUAUUUCCCCGGAAAAACCAGAGCCGAAAGUGCUCGAUAAAGAUAUCGAUAAGGAGAAGGAGAAGAAAGCGAUCGAAGAGCCUGUGAAAGUCGAUGAAAAGACGACGGAAGAGAAAAUAUCUCCGCCUACCGCGGACAAAGUAACCAAAGCAGACAAAUCACCUGUAGAAGAUAUCGUAAGCGCGAAAUUGCAGCCAGAGAUGGAACGGAAGGAAUCAGUUGAAACGUUGUUGAAAGAUGAUUUGAAGAAACCCGAGGAAGCGAAGAAAGUUUCUGAACUACCGAUCGAUACAGUCGAACCGAGCAAAGACACCGUUGAGGAAGCGAGUGGAAAAUCAAGCCCAGCUAGCGUCGCGAGUGUCCAUGACGAGGACUCAAAACCAUCGAUAGAUCGUUCGAAGUCCCCAAGCAUUGUUGGCGAAGCUGUAGAUUCCAAAGAUGUCGAGGUAAAGGAGAAAUCCAAGUCUCCUGAUGCAACGCCUGCUCCCACCGAUCUGAAAGAAACAGUAUCGCCGACUAUUACUGAAAAACCAACAGAUUUGAAAGAAGACAUCGUGGCGACGACGGUGGAGAAAUCUAGGUCACCCAGUGUAACGAGUCUUCCAGCAGAAUCAGCAGAUAUCAUAGAUCGUUCGAAAUUGCCAACCACAGUGGAUGAAGUUAUGGAGAAGAAAGAUGUAGAAACUGUUUCUGCUGCUGUAGAAGAGAGCAAAGAAGCGAAGGAGCGUUCGAAAUCGCCGAGCAUUUCAGGAGAAGCAGUCGAUUUAAAGGAUACUGUGGACGUGAAAGCGGUUGAAAAAUCUAGGUCGCCCUCAGAGGAGCUAAAGGACGUGAAAGCGGUCGAGAAAUCUAGAUCGCCCUCAGAGGAACCAAAGGACGUGAAGGUGGAUGAAAAAUCUAGAUCGCCUUCGGAGGAGCCAAAGGAUAUAAAAGAAGUUGAAAAAUCUAGAUCCCCUUCGGAGGAACCAAAGGACAUAAAAGAGGUUGAAAAGUCUAGAUCUCCCUCGGAGGAACCAAAAGAUGUGAAGGUAGAUGAAAAAUCUAGGUCGCCCUCAGAAGAGCCAAAGGAUGUGAAAGCAGUGGAGAAAUCUAGAUCGCCCUCAGAGGAACCAAAGGACGUAAAAUCAAUAGAGAAAUCUAGAUCGCCCUCGGAGGAACUAAAGGACGUGAAGGUGGAUGAGAAACCUAAAUCACCUUCGGAAGAGCCAAAGCUCACAAAAGAGGCUGAAAAAUCUAGAUCGCCCUCGGAGGAGCCAAAAGACGCGAAAUCAAAAUCACCGAGUAUCGCCGACGAGAUGAUCGAUGUAAAAUCGGCCGAAGAACCCACCGAUCGUUCAAAAUCACCCAGCAUUUCUACGGAAGACGUGUCUGCUAAAGAAGCAGAGCGAUCCAGAACGCCUAGUGUAACCAGCAUUCCUACCGUGGAACCAAAAGAAACCUCUGACAAGUCUAAAUCCCCCAGUAUCUCAGAAGAGCCAAUAGAAAAAAUCGUAUCUUCCGUUGUGACAGCUGCUGCUCCAGUCGUAGACGCGAAGGAAGGUUUAAAAUCGCCCAGCAUCGCAGGUGAACCGACCGAUUUGAAAGACCUCGACGCAGAAUCGAUCGAAAAAUCGAGGUCCCCCAGCGUGGCCAGCAUCCCUGCAGAAUCAAAAGAGCCAGACACCAAAGCACCCGAAAAAUCAAGAACACCGAGUAUAUCGAGCAUUACCGUAGAACCAAAGGAAAGUACAACCGCUUCGAAAUCGCCGAGCAUUUCCGGAGAAGCUGUAGACUUGAAAGACGUUGACGAAAAAGCAAUCGACAAAUCGAGAUCGCCAAGCAUAGCGAGUGUUCCCGCGACUGAGCCUAAGGAUUCGAAAGAACCAUCAAAGUCGCCGAGCAUCGCUGGUGAACCGGUCGAUUUAAAAGCUCUUGAAAAAUCUAGAUCUCCCAGUGUGACGAGUGUGCCCGGAGAAUCGAAAGAACCCACAGAUCGUUCCAAAUCUCCGAGUAUUUCAGGAGAGUCAGUCGACGAGAAAGCAGUUGAAAAAGCUACAUCUCCUAGCGCAGAAACUAAAGAAGAUACCAAAGAGCCUUCGAAAUCGCCGAGUAUCGUCGGUGAGUCAAUCGAUUCCAAAGUGUUGGACGUUAAAAUAGAAGAAAAGUCAAGAUCUCCCAGUGUGACGAGUGUUCCUGAACAGAAGGAAGCAAGCGAUCGCUCGAAAUCGCCUAGUAUUUCUGGAGAAGCGAUCGAGUCGAAGGAAGUUGACGCGAAAACGAUCGAGAAAUCUAGAUCGCCUAGUGUAACAGAUACCGUUGCUGUCAGCGCUGAUGUUAAGGAUUCAAAGGACCACUCGAAAUCACCGAGCAUCGCGAGUGAACCAGCAGACAUCAAAGAUGUCGACGUUAAAUCCGACGAAAAAUCCAGGUCUCCCAGUGAAGUUAGCAUUCACGGAGAGUCGAAAGAAGCGAUUGAUCGAUCAAAAUCGCCCAGUAUUUCUGGGGAGGUGAUCGAUUCGAAAGACGUCGAGGAAAAAGCAAGCGACAAAUCCAGGUCUCCUAGCGUAACUGGCGUUCCUGUCUCUGCUCCUGCACAGAAAGACUCGAAGGAACCUUCGAAAUCGCCGAGUGAACCUUCCGAAUCGAAGGAGCUCGACAUCAAAGUCGACGAAAAAUCCAGGUCUCCCAGUGUAAGCAGUGUUCCCGGAGAGUCGAAGGAAACGAUCGACGGUUCGAAAUCGCCAAGUGUUUCGGGAGAGCCGAUCGAUUCGAAGGACAUAGACGAGAAAGCUGUAGAUCGUUCUAGAUCGGCUAGCGUGGCGAGUGUUACCGCUACCGUCGAGCGGAAAGAUUCAAAGGACCGUUCGAAAUCGCCGAGUAUCGCCGAGGAAAUGGUUGAUUCGAAGGCGUUCGACGAGAAAGCAGCCGACAAAUCCAGAUCUCCGAGCGUGACGAGUCUAACAAGCGUAACAAGCAUAUCUAGCGCUCCAGUGAUCGAACCGCAAGACCUCAAAGACCGUUCGAAAUCGUCGAGCGUUGCCGAGGAACCCACCGAAAUGAAAAUUCUAGACGUUAAGAUCGGGGAAAAAUCAAGAUCUCCUAGCUUGACGAGUACUCCAGGAGAAUCGAUCCACGAAGAGGCGUUGGACAAAUCCAGAUCAUCGAGCAUCACGAGUGUUCCUGUAAUCGAAUCGAAGGAUGCGAAGGACGAUUCUAAAUUGCCGAGCAUCGCGUCCGAGAUUGCUGAUUUGAAGGAUAUUCACGCGGCGGAGGUAGCUGAAAAAUCUAGGUCCCCCAGUAUUGUCGGCGAAUCGAAAGAUGUUUCACCCACUGGAAUUCCAGCGGAUGCCAAAGAUAAAUCAAGAUCACCGAGCGUAUCCAGCGUUUCCGUCGAAUCGAAGGAAACGGAAGAUCGUUUAGAAAAAUCACCGAGCAUUCCCGAAGAAGAAAAAUCUAAAAUCCCUGGUGUAACCGAGGAUGCAAAGGAUCAUUCGAAAUCGCCGAGCAUCGCUGACGAGAUGACUGAUCUGAAGGACCUCGAUACGGAACCGAUUAAAAAGUCCAGAUCUCCCAGCGUAAUUAGCCCUGCGGAAUCGAAGGAGAGCGUAGAUGCUUCCAAGUCUUCGCCUACUUCCACCGAUGUGCCUGAGCCGAAACAGACGGACGCUAAAGUAACCGAUAAAUCCAGAACACCGAGUAUUUCCAUGGAAUCGAAGGAAAUCGCGGAUCACUCGAAAUCGCCGAGUAUUUCCGAGGAAAUAGUUGAAUCGAAACGCGUUGGAGAAGUUCAUGAGGUUGACGAGAAGGUAGUGGACAAAUCAAGAUCUCCUAGCGUGACGAAAGAAACGGUGGAUCAUUCGAAACUACCAAGUAUUUCGGGAGACGUCGUUGAUGCAAAAUCCGAGGAUAAAUCUAGAUCGCCGAGUGUAACUAGCGCUCCUGCGAUCGAACACAAAGAUUCGAGAUCGCCGAGUAUCGCAGCUGAACUGGCUCUUGAUGUUAAAAUAGCAGAAAAAUCGAGAUCUCCUAGUGUAACGAGUACUACAGGAGAAUCGAAAGAAGCGGAUCAUUCGAAAUCGCCGAGCAUUUCGGGAGAUGUUGUUGACGAAAAAGUAAUUGACAAAUCCAGGUCUCCUAGCGUGACCAGUGUGCCUGGAGAAUCGAAAGAAACAGCGGUUCAUUCGAAAUCGCCGAGCAUUUCGGAAGACGUUGUCGACGAAAAAGUGAUCGACAAAUCCAGAUCGCCGAGUGUGACAAGUGCUUCUGCGAUCGAGCCUAAGGAUUCGAAAGAACCAUCAAAAUCGCCGAGCAUCGCUGGCGAACCAGCAGAUCUAAAGAGCCUGGACGUUAAGACGGAUGAAAAAUCCAGAUCUCCCAGCCUGACGAGUACUCCCGGAGAAUCAAAAGAAGCAGCUGAUCGCUCAAAAUCGUCGAGCAUCUCCGUAGACACGGUCGAUUCGAAAGAAUCUAGUGACGUUAAAAAGACGAUCGAGGAAUCGAGGAAACUCAGCGUAUCCUCCGAAGCGAAGGAUAUCAGCGGAGUUGCAUCGAAAUCGCCAUCGCCGAGCAUCACCGGAGAGGCGAUCGAUUCUAAGGAUCUUGACGCGAUUACCAUUGAAAAAUCCAGAUCUCCCAGUGUAGCGAGUAUCCCGGAGAAACCGAGAGCACCGAGCGUUUCUUUGGAGCCGUCUCCUCCGAAAGACGCUAAACCCGAUAAGUCUGGAACGCCUAGCCCGUCGAAGGAAAUCACAGAGGAGAAAGAAAAAUCGCCUGAAAAAGAAAAAACACUCAAAGAUGACAAAUCUCCAUCCGAAAGUUUGCACGAAACCAAAGAUAUAACACGAUCGAUCAUCGAAACGGUUGUUACCGUCAAGAAGGAAGAAGAUUCGCAAAAAUUGGAGGAGAAGAAACCAUCAACGGAAGUGACGUUGGAGAAGAAAGUUGAAAUUGUUUCGAAAGCAGCAGAGAAAGAGGAAAAGAUGACAGACAAAAAAGAGCAAAUGUCUUUCGAACCGGGCGCACAAACUGCCUCGCCAGAGCAAAUGAAAGGACGGGCAUCAAAAGUGUCAAUCGAGAAAGAAGCCGAGAUCAAAAGAUACGUUUUAGAGAAUUAUGCAUCCAAAAAGAAGGAGAUCACAGCCUCUGCGAUAAAAGAAAUCUGUAGAAUUUACUCGGUGUCCGAAUCGUUGGUGAUAGAUAUCAUCGUGGACACGGUUUCCAUCGAAGAAUGCAUGCGUAAAGACAUAAUGGGUUUAGAUAUCAGCAGCGAGGGUAAACUAGGUAAAGCAUUCGCGGAGGAUAAAGCGAGUACGAGGAGCAUGAGUCCAAGUUCGGACCAGAUCCCCUCCGACAAAUCAACGCAGGAUAGUCCGGCACGUUCGGAACCGCAUAUCGACGAGGAGAUUACGAUAUCGGAGGAGAAGAGGACCGAGAUCGAGAAGCUUGUAGAGGAGGAGUACGUUAAAAAGGGGAGGAAGAUCACAGAGUUGAUUUUAGAAGAGAUAAUCAUAAGAUCCUCUCUGCCCCGGUACAUUAUUUUGGAGAUAAUCGAAGAGAUCAUUUGGAAGAGGAAACUCUCGCGAGAGACCGUGAUAGACAUCGAGAUCUAUCAAGAGGAAGUCAACGACGAAGAGGUGAAGGCUGCCGACGCCGCUAUCGUCGCCGCUUACGAAAGAGGCGAGGAGCAACGCUUCCGUCUCGACGCUGGAAUUAAACCUUCUUCCACUUACGAUUACAAGGUAUCCGAGUACUCGGAAGACGCGGCCAAACGACGCUCGAUAACCGACCAUCCGGCCAGUUACGAGAGUCAAUUCCAGAAAGCGUUCGCGUCUGGAAUGACCGAAAUACGUACAACUCACAUUACCACACUGUCAGGUAAAUCAACGCCAGAUCUGACCCGCGACGGAACACCAGAUUCCACCUCUGAACCCACGGCUUCCACCGUCGAGAGGGUCGAUGAUAAAUCAAUCGGAGGUGCUGCUAGAAAAUCCGAUCUUGCCGCUUCACCGGACGAAGAUACCAUCUGUACGAUACGGACGACGAAAACCUCGAUCGUCCAGGAACCAGUGGAAAAGCGUACCACGCAGAUGGUCACCGUGUUGAAGGAGAGCAAGAUCGGUGAACCGGAAACUAUUCUAGUCUCCGAGGACUCGAAGCAAAGCAGGAAAGUAAUCGAUUGGGAGGAGCAGGAUGAACCCGAGACGAUUCAUAGGAUCGUAAGGCGGGAAAUUAUCGAACAGGAGGAACCGGUGGUGAUUACCAAGGUUAUCAAGCGCGAAGUGAUCGUACCCGAAGAUGAAGUUCUCGAGAAGGAGGAUCUGGAAGAGUUGAAGACGACAGUGACGAGCGGGGAAACGGUUUCCCGGCUGAUCGAAACCGUCAAGACUGAAGCAAAGAAAAUUCUGGUUACUGAGAAAUUAGACGAAGGAAAAAGUUCGGUAGCCGAUACAUCUUCUUCCGUCGAGAAGAUUAAAAGCAGCGAAGAAGUUGUAAAAGAAAAAGAAGUGAAAGGAGGAGAAAUUGAAGCUAAGGAAAAGAAGGUACCUGGAAAAGUAGAGAAAAGUGCCGUCGCUUCCGACAGCAGCAUCCUUCAUUCUCAACUUCCCGAACGAACUUCUACUCCCGAUAGAAGACCCGACUGCAGAUCGUUAACAGGCACGCCGGAAGGCUUCCGAUCAGGCGAGGUAAUCAGGACCAUCAUCACCACCACGAAGACGGUGUCCGACGAUGGCGAGAUCGUAACAACUACCAGGGAGGUCACGGAAACGACCAACGAGAAAGGUGAAACGAUAAUUUUGGCGGAGAAAGUUGACGUGAAGGUAGACGAAUACAUACCCAGCAAAGAUUGCAUCGAACUGCAUCCACACGCAAUUGAGGGUACAUCGAAGACACCUGCUUUGGAGGAUACGAAGAAAGAAAAGGAAACGGAGGGAAAGCCGAUCGAAUUCACCGCGGCUGAUAUGAGUAGCAGCAUUUACGGCCAAUUACCCGUUGUCCCACCCGAAUCCGCUCCCGUUAAAACGCUGGACACCGUUCGCAAGAGCACCGAUCCCAUUCCCAUCAAAACUGAUCAGGAUUACUCGUUCAAACGAUUCACCGUGGAGAAAGAGUACGCCGGUGCGUACGAGGAGAAACACGAAGCGAAGAAGUACAUCGACGAUGCUGAUCUCGAUUUCGAGAAAGCCCUGAUGGAAAAGAAGGAAACGAAAGAGUCGUCGCAGAGGUACACGAACGGUAGCGUUCGAGGAGAAGGUUCCUCCGAGAGGACCGUGCCCCAGGACGCUGCUAAGGAAGAUUCAAAGAAGGAUUCGAAGAAGGAUUCGAAGAAAGAUCCCCUGGAGGGCUGGGGUACUCCUUUGGGUCUUCCUUCCCCUAAACCACCCCAUAAAUUUAACUUGAAGAACACUGUACCGAGUACAAGUUUCGCGGUACCAUCCAAUUCGACCCAACACCUUCCGACAACUUCCAGCAUCGAAAACGAUGUGCGACUAAACGUCGAUGUAAUUAGCGACUGGGACGAACCGCUUGGAUUACCUUCUCCGGCUCCCGUGACCAACGAAAUGUCGAACAAGGCCGCGCCAGGAACACCGAAGAAGGAAAAGAAACAAGCGAGAAAAGUGUUGUCGGAGAACUUGAAGAACAAGAAACGCUCGGAGAGUCCUGCGAAGAAUGAGAAGAAGAUCAAGGAUUCGAAGAACAAGAUUCAACCGGUGUACGUUGAUUUAACCUACGUUCCUCAUCACGGAAAUUCCUAUUACACUUCGCUGGAGUUUUUCAAGAGAGUCCGUGCAAGAUAUUACGUAUUCAGCGGUACUGAACCGAGCCGAGAAGUGUACGAUGCAUUGCUUGAAGCUAAACGGACUUGGGAAGACAAAGAUCUCGAAGUGACCAUGAUACCAACUUACGACACGGAUACUCUGGGAUACUGGGUGGCCGACAACGAAGAGGCCCUAGCUGCGAAUCACAUAGACCUCUCCCCAUCGGCAUCCCGUUGCACCAUCAAUCUCCAAGACCACGAGACUAGCUGCAGUGCCUAUAGACUCGAAUUCUAGGGAUUGGCAGCCUGCUCAGCCGUGAUUGUCGAGUUCUGAGCGGAGCCCGAGGUGUAACACCGUCGCUUUUCGUUUACGGACUCGUUUCCCGUCGAAUUGAUCGAGUACGCGCCCCGUCUUACACUCUGUUGUGCCUAAAACUGUGUGCGCGACUCCUGAAACUCGGCGAUAGCUUCGCUCUUAAGUCUUAAGGGGAGGCGACAACCGUUUAGGACUUUCAUUCAAUUUCCUUUGUUCGCACAUAUUCGAUUGGAAAGAAAAAGAAUGCAAAAUCACCUUCGACCGGUAAAACGGGCUUGGAUUGUUAAGGCUCGUUUUAUCGGUCGAGCACCGGUUUCAAAAGUCACAUUUCUUUUCGAUGCUUGACGAUUCCUAACGUCCUAUAAAAGACGUCGUCAAUUUUCCAAACGUUUCUUCGCGAAGCUAAAGAACGCGCAAAAUGCAACUCUGAGAAGUCUCUCCUUGAUACCGAAUAUUGGACAAAUGAUUUUUUAUAUGUCGAGUAAAGAAAACUAAGCUGCAUCAACUAUACUAAACAAUCAGGCAGUCACGAUGAAAAGAAAGAAACGACGUUGACGGCGAAGAAGAAUUCUUCGUAAAUUUCUAAAAUUUCUGUCAUUCGAGAGGUUAAUUAGAACUAUUGUUAUCUAGCCUGAUACGUGUUCCACGGCAAGUUUCCGUAAUGACAAUUAAAAAAUCAACUUUCUUGUUGUAAGUGUCUAUUCGUGUAUAGGUAACCGACUAAUAUACUUCCGGAUGUGUUAUAGAUAGGGAUUAUCUGUGUCCUAUUCACCUAUACCGUAGAGUGUAGAGGAUAGAGAUUCGAUGAGCGGUGAGUUGGAAAAAAAGGACGUGUCGGCUAUCAAUUGAACGAACUAAACGGAAGCGAAAGAAAAAGGUUUCUCGCGUUAAUGAUCGUCAUCGGUACAUGUACCGUGUUCUAUUUCGGAUACGUCACUCGAAUCCAUCUAGACGAGAAUUUAGCGAGGAAAGUCUUGGAUAUCUAGCGAAAAGCGAAAAACCGCGUCGCGUCGCGGUACGGCGAUAAAUAAACUCGUACAACAUCCAUCCAGCGGACAAUGUCCACGUUCGAUAAUUUUAUCCGAGCGAAAAUCUCUGAUUCACGGUGCUCCGUUUCGUUUGGGGAACGCCGGGAACAGAGCUGAUCGCUCCCCUAACGAAUUCCUUUGUAGAUAUUUUGUAGAAAAUCGAUAUUUCAUUUGAAACAAAUGAAAGAGAUACUAAUUCUGACGAUGAGAGUGAGACAAGCGUGAAGCGAACAUGAUACACGCACCAUUUUGACACACGACCAAACGAUUAUUGCGCUGCUGAUUCUUGUCGGUUAAUAAGAAUUUUUAACAAACCGAAUAUACUUAUCCGAUGUACGGAUAUUAUUACACUUUCUUCGGAUCUCAUAGAGUCUGACGAUUCUGAUAUUUGCCCUCGAAAAAAAGAAAAAAAGAAAAAAUACGUACGACUAAUUAUUCUUUUCGACGCGUUACUGUUAUCGGAACAGGCACUGUCAAAGAAACUAUUCGACUAACAACGUUCAACACCGCGACGAUUCAGUUUUUCGUACUUAUACAACUCGUCUUUCUGUUGCAUCGCAAUGCCGAAACGCGAUACGUUGCAUUCGAGCAACUAUUGCUUCAAUUGUCACGAUUAUAUCUGGUGACGGCAAUGACGACGACAAUGACGAAGACAAUGACGACGACGAGGACGACAACUAUGAUGAUGUUGAGAGAAUGAUGAUAUUGAUAAUGUCGAUGGGUGAUAACGCAACCUAACGACGACAAGGACGAUGAUGAUGAUGAUGAUGAUGGUGAUGGUCAUAAUAAUGACAAUGACAAAGACGAAGACGACAACGACGACGAUGAUGACAAUGGUGAUAAUGAGUGAUUCUAAAACAUGAUUAAUAAUCGAUAAUAAUCAAAGAAUGAAAUAAUCGUUUUACAGAUUAACCGCAGCGUGAUAGAUUGUGACAAUACAUGCUUGAAUAUGUUAUGUUUUUAGUUAUUUUAUAGCGAAAGAAAAAGGGACAGUGAAAGUUAAUAAAAGAAUGAAAAAUGUUGUCGUCGAGCGACGGGUCAUUGCCUAAAAUAAUGUACACCGAUUUCUUUUGGAAAUUUACAAUAAUCGUAUUUGCUUAUCCGACGACGAUGUUCUAAUAACAAACGAGAGUUGAACAAAGAGAAAAAGCCGUGCGAUUCUCUUACGGCUUACGGCUUAUAGUGAUUUCGAGUUCGAAUAAAUCUUCUAAUUAGCGUA
This is a messenger RNA of Osmia bicornis bicornis, 20253 nucleotides long. RefSeq names its product microtubule-associated protein futsch-like. The record is from RefSeq and is a predicted model, not a curated record. NCBI's taxonomy places the organism in Eukaryota, Metazoa, Arthropoda, Insecta, Hymenoptera, Megachilidae. The annotation marks the transcript as partial. Gene Ontology annotation, biological process: microtubule cytoskeleton organization; regulation of microtubule depolymerization; axonogenesis. The transcript is spliced from 10 exons. Gene Ontology annotation, cellular component: synapse; neuronal cell body; cytosol. Gene Ontology annotation, molecular function: microtubule binding; actin binding.